CGCGGCUCGCUGGCCACAGGCUUCCUCCGCGGGAAGGGGCUACGGGCAUCCUCAAAGUGAGCCGAGCGUCUUGGGGCAGAGCGAUGUGGCGAAGAGGAAAGGGCCACGAGGGCUGCUGGCCUCUCGGAUAAUUGCUGCCCUUGCCCGCGAGUCUUGUGCAGCGGCACUCUCUUGUCUGUGUGUGGCAUGUGGAGCCUGGGGUUUUAUAUGGCAUUUGCAACCCAAGCGAGGUCACACUUCCUUUUUUUAAAAUUCUUUGCUUUGGGUACAGCAUCUCUCUCUCUCUUUUUCUUCUUCUCUGGUAGUGGGGUGGGCCGGGAGGGACGACUGUGACACCAGAGGGAAUGUUUACUUGCGCAGAAGUCUUUCUCAUGUGGAAGCACGCUGCUCCCUAACUCCUGGCUAAGCAGACUUCAGUUCACCAACUUUGCUGCCGCAAAGCACAUGUAACUCCUUGACAGGAUGGCAGACAAAAGAACAGCUGGUGCAAAGCAAUAGGGGAUUCAUAGCAAGCAGGAGGAAAGAAAAUCACAAACCUUUCACCCACACCGUUGACAUCCGGCGAUUGUCAGAGCAGCCGUUGCGACGGGACAAGCUGAAGCCACCAUGCGCAGGUCUAGCACCGAUGAGUCGACCUAUCAUAGGAGCCCGUCCCUGGACAGCAAGGAUUACAGUUUCCCAAAUGGCGCCUUUCGUCGCUACAGCAGCAUGUAUGGUGGCCAGUUUGGGGCUGCCAGCAACUCUUUCUUUGGAUUCCACACAAACCCAGGCCCUAAGGCCACCAAGGCUAAGUACACGUCCCCCAAGGGAAACAAGUACGUUGUCUUUUACCUGGAUCUCUCAUUUAUUUUUCUCCUAGAACUGAAGAGGUGCAGCAUGGCUCACAACUGCCUGCAGUGUAUCAAGUACCUAAUGUUUGUCUUCAACCUUCUCUUUUGGUUAGGAGGCUGUGGAAUCCUUGGAGUAGGCAUCUGGCUGGCUGUUACCCAAGGGAAUUUUGCCACCCUUUCUUCUUCUUUCCCGUCCCUAUCAGCUGCCAACCUACUGAUCGUCACAGGGACAUUUGUCAUGAUCAUUGGCUUCGUGGGUUGCAUAGGCGCCAUCAAAGAAAACAAGUGCCUCCUGCUGAGUUUUUUUAUCAUGCUGUUAAUUAUAUUUCUGUUGGAGCUCACUGUUGUGAUUCUGUUCUUCGUCUACACUGACAAGAUUGACAAGUAUGCUCAGCGGGAUCUGAAGAAAGGACUUCAUUUGUAUGGGACAGACGGAAAUAUUGGCCUAACUAAUGCAUGGAGCAUCAUUCAAACAGACUUCAGAUGCUGUGGAGUCUCCAACUACACUGACUGGUUUGAAGUGUACAACACAACUCGGGUGCCGGACUCCUGCUGCUUAGAAUUCAGUGAGAACUGUGGGCUCCAUUCCCCAGGCACUUGGUGGAAAGCGCCUUGCUACGAAACAGUGAAAAUAUGGCUCCAGGAAAACUUACUAGCAGUGGGAAUCUUUGGAUUGUGCACAGCGAUGGUGCAGAUUCUCGGACUCACCUUUGCAAUGACCAUGUAUUGUCAGGUAGUCAAGGCAGACACCUACUGUGCAUAGAUUCCAUUCCCACUCUUUCUGCUCCUCCUCCAAAGGACACAGGAGAAAUCUCCUUCAUGCUCAUCCAUCUGACCUUUUUUUUUCCCCCUCUUUGUACUAUAAACUGUGUAUAAUGCUAUCUUUCUGAAGAUUUUGUGAAUCACCCCACUUCACUAAAGGAGGAAGAAAAGAAAAAGUCAGUACUUGAACUGGUACAGGUAAGAAGGACCCUUGUCUUUAAACAGAAGAAAACUUCUCAAGAGCAAUGGUUCCUUUUCCAUGGCCUACGGCAAGACAAAGGAGGCUGCUUAUGAGGGGCUGAUCUGCAAACCCAUGGUAGGAAGAUUGCACUGAGGCAACCUCUGUGAAACCUGCCAGGUUGCUUUCCUACAUCCCAUGAUCUGGAAGAGAGGGCAUAGAAAAUGAGUAUACUUCAACAAGAAGGUACAGGGUAGCUAGCACAGAAUGCGAAUUGUAAUUUUACUACAGUUUGCAUACAGCUAAAAUGUCAAGAUCAAGCAGCCCUGCCUCCAAGUGUCUCAAGAUGAUUUUGUAGCCAGGAGAGGAUCAUCUUCAGAAAUAUGUUAUUUUAAAGGAGUAUUUUUAAUCUUUUGUGCUGCAAAGUCGGGCUUUUAAUCAGAAUCUGUACAGCAAGAUCUGGCUGUUAAGGGAAAACAAUAUUGGACAUUGUCUCACUUAUUAAUUGCCAGUGGCAUAUAGAUGGUUGACUGUGUAUGUAAUAUAUAUUACAUUCAUAUACAUAUAUGUUCUGAAAGGAGGUAAAAAUACCCGGCAUCUAACCUCAGAAAGAGGAAACCUUUCUAUCUCAUUUUACAUUCCAACUGAAAUAACCAACUAUUACUUCUUGUAGGAGGCACUACCACUUAUACCUCUGGGAAACAAGUAAUUACUUUCAACUGUAUCUUCAUUUCAGUAAACAACUUGUGAGUGCACUCUCUCUGUCAUUCUACUAUGGUUUUAUUUUUUAUCAUCCCUGUUGCAAGUUAGUCUGCCAAAAAAUAUCACUCAUUUCCACACCUGAAGAUCCUUACAAAGCUGUCAGCUGUUCCUUCCCUGAAUGUCACCAUUUCAUUAAUUUACUUUGGGAUAUCAUCAUCUGCAGGUAUGAUAGAGUUUGCCUUGCUGAAGAAAAAUCUUUUUGCACAUUGCUCAUUUUUCUGAGAGUUAUUAAACUUCAGAUGUUUUUAUGCUUAGGAUUUUUUUUCCCCUCAGCUGCAUGCUUGCAACAGCCAAGACACAUCAGUCUCUGUCAGAACUGGGGUCACCUCUCAGUUCUGUUUUUCAGACCCAUCUCCCUCUGCCUGACUGGUGGCUAGAAUUUACCCCACACUUUCUGGAAUUUGCAGAAAUUGAAAUCAUAACUUUCCUUAGCCAGGAAACAGCCACCGAUUGUCCAAUUUCCCCACCCAUUGCUAACUGAAAUAAUUUAUGUAGUACCCUUAUGUGGACAUCUUGUAGUGAUGAGGUUAAGAAUCAGAUGUUUCUUGUUGUUCAAACACGACUCCCCAUCAGCAAGCAACCCCGGAUAACGCACAUGUGACAGGGAGAUGCUGAAGCACUCAGGGAAAGAACACAGCAGGGAACAGGCAAACAGAGGAAUGCAGCUGGCCCGCUCCUUGCAGCCAGCCUUUGAGGACCUCUCAGCCACUGACAACAGACCAGAGAGACAACCAUGGUGCCCUGUUUUCCCAGAAAGCUCAGUGCAGCCAUUCCUACUGUGACAGACUAGAAGCAUGCAUCAAAUUCAGGCAAGAAAAAGUUACCUUGUACCUUUAGUGCUUACAACUGCAGGUCUCAGCUGUGAGUGACAUUUUGCUUGCUUUGAUUUAAAGGCAAUUUCCAGCAGUAAAGCUGAACUUGCCAAGCCCCAGACUAUUGAACAUUCUCCGUAACACCUGUAACUAACUCCUUCCUGGACCUGCACCACUGACAAACACUACUCUCACUGCUUAGGUUUUGGGUUUGUUUUUUUUUUCCUCUUUGCUGAUUUUCUGCAGUGUUCUCACCCUCAGGCCUGAACUACUCCAUGUUUUGUGGGAAAGUGCGUCAGAGAGUCUGGUAUGUGAAACAGCAAGUAUCUUCCAAUAUCUUUACCCCCCCACCUCUAUGCACGAUGCCCAUCUGUAGCAUCAUGCAUUUAGCUGUGCAGGCUGAUCUGAAAGUAAUGUAUUACUUGUGUGUGUGUUAUGUGGCUUCCCAAUCGCUCACUAUCACGGCUACCUCACCACCACUAACAGAUUUCACUGCCAUGUUCACAAGCCUGAAGAAAUACUAACACACCUCAACCCAAGACAAAGGUUAAACUAAGUGAGUAGCCCACACACAGGCACCCUGUACCCCAAAGCAGGAGACUUACUCUUGGUGUUACAGUCUCCACAGUCUCAAUACUCUUUGCUUCUUGAGCCUAGGCUGACCUGUCAACAGGCCUGAUCUUUGAAAGAUGCUGUAAGUUUACUCCUUCCCUCUCUCCACUCUGUUCCUUUCUUACCUGCAGGGACACGAUUGGAGGUUAACUGCAGCAUUAGUUCUUCCCAUGGUAUAUAGUUUGUACACACAGGUGCUCCUGCUGUCAGCUAAGCAUUUUCACCGCUGAAAAACAGCAUAACAGAGUGAUGAAUGUGUUAAUAAAACAUUGAUUUUUAAGAAAGAUAAAAGGUGGACAAGUCUAUUUGUAGUGAUCCCUGCCAUUAAAAAUUAACACAGGGACAGGAGGCUGAUGAUGGCUCAGUUGAUAAGAGCAAACCGUCGUGCAGCAGAGCUCCCACAGAGGGUAACUCUCAUCAAUUUGCCUGAUGGUGGUGUAGGGAAGAGAGAGAUCAUAACGCCUCAUCCUGUGAGUCUCCCAAAAAUGUGUGCUGAGCUCUUAGACUGCCAGACUUCAGCUAAACCUACAGAAGAAAUAAAAUGAGAAUCAGAGACUGAAGACAAGUCACAUUUUGUGGUUCCCUCUAAUUAUUUUCCACAGUUCAGGUGUCUUUACCAGAUAAACUACCUUGGUUUUCAAAAAACAUGUAUCUAUAGGCAGUAAAAGCAACACUCACUUUGUAAAUUGCACUCACUGCAGCAGAAACAUAUGGCACUAACUGCUGAAAAGAAAGAAAAAACUCCAGACCACACAUUGCUGCUAAUAAUUGGUUUUUUAAACACUACCAACUUACACUGCCAACUGAGAUGCUACUGCAACUGUUUAUAAUUUGAACUGGCCUAUUUUCUAUAUUUGAUAUUAUUAGCUCUCUUCACAGAGGCCAAAUAAAAUGUUAUGGUGCUUAAAGCAUUACCAGUACAAUCCAAUUUCAAACCUUGGAACAUACUGCACAUAACAAGCCUCAGAUUUACCAUAUUUUUCUUUUUAAAAGCAUUGCAGCUUUGCUUUGCUGACAAGGUCAGAACAUUUUGCAGUAUCUAACAGCAACAAUCCUUUUUUAAAACCAAACAAGAUAGUUCCAUAUUAUGCAUAAAACUUCAUGUUGAACUGGUUGAUUAUAAAUAAAUACCCUGUAAUACAUAAUACCCAUUCAAAAGGCUGCUUAUACUGUAUGUAAUGCACAGCAACACUGAAGUCAUUCCAAUUGCUUCCAUUAGUGUCACUUAUAGUAAAGUCUGUUAUGUUAUUCUCACUUCUUACCUUUAAACAUGAAGGAGGACUCAAUACAUUUAAAUGAAAGAACCAAAGGCAACAAAGACAUUGAAGGAGAGCACUCCUAAGUCAUACUCCUCGCUCUUUCUGCUUAGUGACAAGAUGUGAAGGCACAGUGUGCAUGGCUGGACCUACUGAAUUCAGCAACAUCAGAAUUUAGCUUUUAGAUUCAGUCCAAUAUACUUCUUGCUUAUUGCCUUCACAAUUAUGAUAAUACAUAUAUAUAUAUUUAAUAGAAUACGGUUUAUUUUCCUUUAUGGUAACUGUCAGUAGCAGCCAAAUCUUAUCGCUUGUACAACAGAAUUAUUUAGCUCCAGAUCUUACAGUGCACAAUCACUGAAAUUCACUCCAGUUUCUGUUCUAGGAAUACUUCUUUGUUCCUCUCCCUCAAAUAAUCUAAACUCAUAAAGGUUUACUCUACCAUUUAAUAAUUACCAUUUAAAUGCAGCAUUGUAUGAUUUAUAAUACGGAGAGGAAGAAACUGCACAGAAGCUGCAAAAAAUAUUUUAUCUUGCACCAGCAGUCCAGCUGCUAUGUAAAUCCACACAAAGCCCUCACUUCUCACAAGCUACUUAUGAACCGGUUACAUCUUUUAGUGCACAUGGCUCCCGGCUGCCGCUUCCCCCAUUCACAGAUAGGGCAGGAGGUAGUUGGUAUGGAAAAAGUUGAAGCCUUUCACUUACUUACCCCUUAGCUUCAUUCUUGUGCUAUAGAUGUGGCACCAAAGGUAAGCAACAGAAACCAGCAGUUGAUUGUGGCAUUUAUUUUAAAACCACUCUCUUUAUUAACUUUGUCUGCAAGGAUUCUUGCGAAGCAUGAAUGUCUUCAUACAUACUGAGUUAGACAAUUCACAGCAGGAAACAAGUCAGGACUUGCCAUGGGAAAUUUUGUUUGGAUUCCGUUGUGAAUUCUCCUAGAUUGUCACUGGUUUCUUACCACAGCGGGCAGGGCUCCUCAGUUCUUUGCAUUUUGUCGCUGCAACUACAAUGAUACAUUUUUGUGCAUUCAUAUUAAGAACAAAAAAUAUACAUUUUAUUUUUUAAAAGUUAUUAAAUAUUAUUUAAAGUUUACAACA
Molecule: messenger RNA, 6305 nt
Organism: Strigops habroptila (Kakapo)
Lineage: Eukaryota; Metazoa; Chordata; Aves; Psittaciformes; Psittacidae
Gene: TSPAN4
Product: tetraspanin 4
Exons: 7
Coding region: 607-1593 (328 amino acids)
Cellular component (GO): membrane
Source: RefSeq, a predicted model, not a curated record